This is a messenger RNA of Cuscuta epithymum, 6436 nucleotides long. Lineage: Eukaryota; Viridiplantae; Streptophyta; Magnoliopsida; Solanales; Convolvulaceae. The record is from the annotation of a GenBank genome assembly.
UCUUGUAUCCCUAUUUCGACCUUCACUGCUCCUUCUGUGGGGUAUUUCAAUGGAGUUGGCCGGAAAUUAAGGUCGUAGGUCGUUGCCCAAUUUUCCCCUUGAGACCAUAAGAAGAGAGGUAAGUCUAAGAAGAGAGUGUGCUAUAAUUGUGGUAAUUCUAGUCACUUCAUUAAGGAUUGUCCCCAUCCGAAGAAGUCUGAACAUGCUAAUGUGGUAGAUGAUAAUAACUUGCAUGAAGAAGUUUUUAUGAUUUGCGAUUCUGCCAAUUCUGUGUUGAGUAGCAUGACUGAAAAUGAGUGGUUGAUUGACUCUGGUUGUACUUAUCAUAUGACACCUUUUAGAUCCCUGUUUUCUUCUUAUGAUUCUUGCAAUGAUGGUUUUGUGUCUCUUGCUGAUAAUAAGAAAUGCAAAAUUCAUGGGGUGGGUGAUGUAUGCUUGAUGUUUAAUAAUGAGACUGUGUUUACUAUGAAAAAUGUGAGGCAUGUUCCUGAUUUGCGUCAUAACUUGUUUUUUGUUGCUGCUUUUGAGGGUAGUGGGUUAGAGGGUAAAUGGGGUAAUGGGUGCAUGAACGUUUUGAAAAAUUCCCUUGUUUUGUUUAUGGCAAAAAAGAUGAAUCACUUGUAUAUGUGCCAUGCUCAGCCUUUCUGUGAUUCUGCUCAUGUUGUUAGUUCUGAUAAAUCUGCUUUGUGGCAUAAUAGAUUAGGACACAUGAGUAAUAGGGGUUUAGAGAUUUUGCAUAAAUCUGGUUGUUUUGGUAAGGAUUCUGUGUCCCCCGUCCCCUUCUGUGAAUCUUGUGUGUUAGGCAAGCAACAUAAGGUUACAUUCCCCUCCUCCCCAUAUCCUAAUCCCACUAAGUGUACCUCUGUGUUAGAGUAUGUUCAUGCUGAUUUGUGGGGUCCUGCUAGUGUCUCUACCCACGGGGGUAAAAGAUAUUUUCUGUCCAUCAUUGAUGAUUUUUCUAGGAAGCUGUGGGUCCGUCUCCUUGAGCAUAAGUCCGAUGUCUGUGAAGUUUAGGGAGUGCAAAAACCUUGUAGAAAAUCAAACUUGUAAGAAGGUCAAAACUCUUAGAACUGAUAAUGGUCUAGAGUUUUGCAAUACGGAUAUGGACCAACUGUGUGUUGAUUGUGGGAUUAGAAGGCACAAAACUGUGCCCUAUACUCCCCAACAAAAUGGGAUAGCCGAGAGGAUGAAUAGGACUGUUCCAGAUAAGGUUAGGAGUAUGCUUGCUACCGCUGGUUUGUCUAAAAAGUGUUGGGGUGAAGCAGUCAAUACUGUUGUCUACUUGAUUAACCGGUCUCCUUCUGUUCCCUUGGGUAGGAAGUGCCCUGAAUCUGUUUUUUCAAACAAACCCCUUGAUUUGUCUAAUCUUAGAGUGUUUGGGUGUGCAGCGUAUGUGCACCAACAAGGUGACAAGUUGGAUCCUAGGUCUAAGAAAGGAGUCUUCCUAGGUUAUCCCGAGGGUGUGAAGGGGUACAGGGUUUGGGAUAGGAACCAGGUAGGUUUCAAAGUUGUGGUAAGUAGAAACGUUGUUUUCAAUGAAUCCGAGUUUCCUUGUCUGGUUAAGUCAGUUCCUGAUUCUGAGUCUGAUCCUAGUAGUACACCCGUUGAGGUGGAGUCCAUAUCACGUGCUGCUAGCCCUUUGUUUGCUAAUCAUGAUAAUGUUGUUUUGCAUGAUUCCGAUUAUUCUAAAUUGCAUGAUUCUGAUUCUUCUGAGCAUGAUACUACCACCACUUCGUGUGAGGUGGAGCAUUCUCAUGUGCAUUCAAAUGACAAUGAAUCGCAUGAUGAGAGUGCGGAUUCUAGUGAGAAUGAUUUGCAUGAUUAUCAACAUGCUAGAUAUAGAAGUAAGAGAAUAAUUAGGAGAACUGUUGAUAGUAUGCCUGACUAUGCUUUCCAUAUGUGUGAUACUUCUAUGUUUGCUUUCUCUGUGUUUGAGACCCUUGAGCUUAACGAACCUAGAACCUAUAGAGAGACCCUUAAGUCUAAUGAGUCCGCUAAAUGGCUUUGCGCCAUGGAAAGUGAGAUGGAGUCACUUAGAGCGAAUAAGACUUGGACGUUAGUUCCUAGACCGCCCAAUAGUUCCGUUGUUGCCUGUAAGUGGCUAUUUAAGGUUAAGGAAGAGCCUAACGAUAUUAGAUACUCCCUUCGUCCCCUUAAGUUUGUCCCGUUUUACCUUUAUCGUCCGUCCCACUAAGUUUGUCUCAUACCAUAUUUGGUAACAUUUGAGUGGUUAGAAUUCAUUCUUACUUUAUUUACACUUUAUCAAUUCAAUACCAACCACACAAUUCCACUUUUUCUUAAAAACCACACCACACCCCUCCGUCCCAAACUUAGGGGGACGGAGGGAGUAUAAGGUUAGGUUAGUAGCUAAGGGAUUUACUCAAAAGGAAGGUGUUGAUUGUGCUGAAAUCUUUGCUCCUGUAGUUAAAUUUACUACGAUUCGUAUGAUGCUUGCUCUUGUUGCUCAUAAUGAUUGGGAAAUGAAGCAAAUGGACGUCACCACUGCGUUCUUGCAUGGUGAUUUAGACAAGAAAAUCUAUAUGUCCCAGCCUGAGGGCUUUGUGGAUCCCAUGAAGAGUGAUCAUGUGUGUUUGCUUAGGAAGGCCUUGUACGGCCUGAAGCAGUCCCCGAGGCAGUGGAAUAUCAAAUUUGACCAGUGCAUGUCAUCUUUGAAAUUUCACAAGUCCGAAUGCGACCAUUGCCUAUACUUUAAAAAUACUUCUUCUGUGCCUGUAUUUUUAUUGCUAUAUGUGGAUGACAUGUUGAUUGUUAGUCCUUCGGGUGACGCCAUUAAAUGUGUGCAAAAGCGUCUCAGUGAGAACUUUGCUAUGAAAGACCUAGGUGAUGCCAAAAGGAUCCUAGGCAUUAACAUUGUUAAGGAUAGGAGUAAGCGUGUGUCAGUUCUCAAUCAGAUUUCAUACAUUGAAAAGAUUUUGAGUAAAUAUAACAUGCAUUCCGCUACUCCCGUUUCCAUCCCGAUGGCGUCUCACUUUGUGUUAAGUAAGGAUCAGUCUCCUAAGACUGCUCCUGAAAUUGCUAAAAUGAAAUUUGUGCCUUAUUCCAAUGCUAUUGGGUCCGUGAUGUAUCUCAUGGUGAGUACUAGACCCGACAUUGCCAAUGCUGUUAGUUGCUUGAGUAGGUUUAGAUCAUUGGAAUGCUCUUAAGUGGUUGCUUAGGUACUUGAAAUCUUCUGUUAAUCAUGGGUUGGUUUUCACUAGGUGUUUUGAGGGGGUUAAGUUGAGUGGGUAUGUGGAUUCGAAUUUUGCUAAUGAUAGAGACAAUAGGAAAUCCACUACCUCUUAUGUGUUUACCCUUUGCGGGUCGUGCAUUAGUUGGAAGUCUCAACUUCAACCCAUUGUUGCCCUUUCCACCACUGAGUCUGAGUAUGUGGCCGCUACCGAAGCGUUUAAGGAAGCCAUUUGGCUUAAACGUCUCCUAACGGAGAUUGGUAGUCUUAAGCAGGAUAUUUGUGUGUUUUCUGAUAGUCAAUCUGCUAUUCAAUUGUGUAAAAUCCUGUUUUUCAUGAUAGAACUAAGCACAUUGAUGUUAGAUUUCAUUUUAUACGUGAUAUUGUUAGUGCAGGUCAUAUCAAGUUGAUUAAAAUUCCAUCAGAAUUUAAUCCUGCUAACAUGGGGACUAAAUGUCUCUCUGUCGAAAAGUUGCUGUCGUGCAAACGCACGUUAAACAUUGAUUGCGGAUAAGUUGCCUGGUGAUCUUACCCCGUUUGCCUGAAUAUGUCUUUGUGAUUAUUCGGGCAAUCCAGCGAUGAUGAGUCUCAAAUUGUUUUAGAGUUCUUUAUAACUCCAUGCCACUAGGUCCAAUAAGGUGGAGAAUUUGUUGGUAUUGGCCCACUUAAUUAUUCAUAAGCCCAAUCCAUUGAAUUGUUAUACCCGACCCCUUGUUUUUCCAUCCGUUCACUACAAGAAAUCUCACAUUUUAUGACAAAAAUUUGUGUGACAAACAAAAAGUUGUCACAUUAUAUUGAGUAAUAGUGACAAAACUCAAGUUCGUCACAAUAAAAUGAUUUGUUAUGACAAUGUUAGUGUCUGUCAUUUUAACUCAUAUAUUUCGUCACUAAUUGAUUUUUUGCUAUGACAAUUAUAUCGAAUUCGUCACUUUAAUUUUUUGCGCCAAAAUUUUACGUCAAAAUUUCGGAGGGAAUUUUUUUAUGACAAUUCUGAAACAAUUAAUGACGAUAACUUGUGUCACAUAAUUUUUAAUUGUUAUGACAAAAUAACAUUUUGUCACUAAUUUCUUUUUAUAAGUAAUGACAAUAUUGUUUUGUCACUUAUGCUGCUUUCGAUGACGAUAAAUAUAAAUGUGUCAUAGUUUAGUUUUAAACAAAUAUUUUCGAACAAAAGUGAGAGCAAAACAUAUAGAGGGAAACUUAAUACAAAUGAAAAAUGACAUUGUAACCUUCCAAAAUCCUUCAAGUGCUUAAUUUUUAAGUUCCCUCAAAUUCGGGGAUUUUGAAAGAUAAAUAAUUAAAGGGAAAACUGUCAAAUAGGUCCUCAAACUUUCAUAAAAAAGUCAAUUAAGUCUUUCUAUAGGAGACUCUGUCCGGUCGUCGCGAUUUGGGGCGGUUCCUGGUGGAAUUUUUUGUUGAAAUUUUUUUGAGCAUCUUAUUCAUCAAGUCUAGUUUACUCAUACCGAAUUUCAACUAAAAAUGUAAUCGAGGGCGCAUUCAAAUUAAUUCGAGAACGCAAACAUGCGCAGUUAUCUUCAAGAAUUAAUUUGAAUGUGUUCCCGAUUGAAUUUUUAGCUGAAAUUUGGUAUGAGUAAACUAGACUUGAUGAAUAAGAUGCUCAAAAAAAUUCAUCAAAAAAUUCCACCGGGAACUGCCGCAAAUCGCGACGGCCGGACAGAACCUCCUAUAGAAGGACUUAAUUGACUUUUUUAUAAAAGUUCGAGGACCUAUUUGACAGUUUUCCCAUAAUUAAAUAAUAACUUUAGCUCGAUUUUAAAUAAAUAUAAAUCCAAUUAGUUGAAUUUGUCAUAUAUGUGAUGUGAUUUUAAUUAGAACUCAUGCAUAACUAAUAUCUUUUCAAAUUUAUUACUCUCAAACAAGAAUGAGAGUUUCCUUCCCCUUCCUUUACAAUAACUACACUUCAAAACUUUCUCAUUCCUCUUGGUUUCAAACUCCCAAACAUACCCUUAUACUCCAAAUAUUACUCCAUAUUAAUUUAUUUUUAACUCCCAAACAUACCCUUAGUCCAAAUAUUACUCCAUAUUAAUUUAUUUUUACACUCUUAAACACAUUUUCGCUUCUUAAAAAAACAUUUUCCGCUUUGGAGAAGGGAGAAGAAAGCAGCCGCAUCCCUUUUCUUUACCCUAGAGCCGUGCCGCCAGGUUCGUAGUUGAAUGACGAUGACUCCUAGGACGGACAAAUUUCCUUUGCGGGUCGGUGCCGCCGUACUACUUCAUCAGUCGCGAGGCAGAGCUUGAUCUCAGGCUGUAGAAACCCAGUUCGGAACCUUAAAUCAUCAGGCCAGUGCUCACAAAUUAGAUGCAAGCAGCAAUCAAGUCGGCCAUGAAACUUCUGGGACUGCAACACAGGUCGGCGGAGGUGCUCCACCAAACCUCCAGGGCAGCGAUGGUAUUAAUUUGACAUCGUCGAUGCUUCUUGCGCUAGGCCAGAAACUUCUAAGACCGCAGACCUCUUCUUUGGAGAACAUGGUGUCGAUCUUUCACGAAUUCGGCGGUACAGGCAGAAGAUAGGUGACCCGGACUGUUGGUACUGCGCUCCUCUAGCAAUCAGACUGCAAUGUGAACCUAAAUACAAGUCAUGUACCCUGUUAGCAAGAGACUAAAUGGGACUGAACCAAUGGAAACCAGAGGUUGCCCCUGCCCCAAAUGAAGCCUAGGCCAUCUUUGCCUUCUCCAUAGUUUAAAGUCAGUUUAGGUUCAAAUACUUAGAAGAAGAUGCAAAAGCAGUUUUGGUUCAAAUUUUAAGCAUUGUAUCUUAUUCUCAUCUUCAAGGACUUUUAGACCCGUUUGGCAGCCAUAUGCAGUAAAAUGACCUUUAUGGAUUACAAGAGCAGUCCUAAAAAAGUUACAAGUUACUAGAGGAAGAGGGGAAAGUGUGCACAAGUUGAUGGAUUAUCAAGUCGAAGAUAAUGAAGAAGAGGCGUUAAAGCUGAGAAGUCAAUUACCUCAUCAAGUUUCAAAGUGAAGAAAACCAUAGCAUUUAUGAGUACUAAAUGAAGGGAUUUGUAAUCUCUACUUUUAGCUUAAUCACGUUCUAGUAUAAUUAUAAGUUAUUUAGCUAGCCAUUUGUUUUAGUCAUCUACUAUUUUAUAUAUCCGCACAGGAAUGUUAAAUUUUUAAUUAAGUUGUUUAGUUUUCACAUAAAGUACAAUUUUUUAGCAUUGAAUUUAUUACUUUGUUGGUACUCCGUAAGUCCGUAUUACAUUUCGGCAAUAAAACUCUCUCAAAU